Molecule: messenger RNA, 835 nt
Organism: Cyprinus carpio (common carp)
Lineage: Eukaryota; Metazoa; Chordata; Actinopteri; Cypriniformes; Cyprinidae
Product: protein ANTAGONIST OF LIKE HETEROCHROMATIN PROTEIN 1-like
Exons: 3
Coding region: 119-835 (238 amino acids)
Source: RefSeq, a predicted model, not a curated record
GCCGGGUUCACACCGCAAGCUGCAGCAGAGCGGAAGCAGCGCGCGGCUAUUUUGCUUUCACACCGGCAGCAGAGGCAGCGCGCAACUGAACAGCGGAUUUUGGACAGAGUACUCUAUAAUGGUACGUGUUGUUGAUAGAAGGAAGGCCAUCGCGCUAUAUUUGUUAUUAAGGAGACUACGAAAAAGACGCAGACUUUGGGUUCAUCCCAUUAACCGACGUAUGAGAGAACAUGGUGCAUAUUACCAUCUUGUCGCUGAACUGUUUCUUGACCGUGACCGGCAUCUAAAGUACUUCAGGAUGAGUGCAGAACAAAUGGAUCACAUUCUUUCCCUGAUUGGAGGCCACCUUUCAAGGCAAACAACAAACUACAGGCAGUCCAUUCAACCUAAGCAGCGACUUGCAGUUACACUGAGAUUUCUGGGAACUGGAGAGAGCUUCACCAACCUGCCCUUCCAGUACCAUCUAGAGAAAAGCACCAUUGCUGAAUCUGUCCAUAUGACUUGUAGAGCAAUUGAGGAGCAAAUGAUGGCAUCACAGUUCCCUAGACCAACAGAGCACAUGUGGAGAGCCAUAGCGUCCAAAUUUUGGGAAAAAUGGAACUUCCCAAACUGCAUAGGUGCUAUUGAUGGGAAGCAUGUUACCUUUAUGUCACCUGCACAUUCUGGUAGCUUGUUUUUUGAUUACAAGAGAAUUUUCUCAAUAGUUCUUCUAGCACUAGCAGAUGCAGAGUACAGAUUUACAUUUGUACAGGUCCGAGACUUCGGCAAAACAAGUGAUGGUGGUGUGUUCAGUGGUUCUGCUCUACACCAUGGGGAGAGGCAUGGAGGCCACUGA